UCGGCGGCAGGUUGGAGCGGGGAUCCGGGCGGAUUAUUAUCGGUAGCGGCGUCCGAACCGCGACCGGCCACACCUUUCCUCUGCACCCCGGAAUGUAUGGACCGACCAUUUGUCGGAAAGUUAAAUGUUUGAACAUCAUGAAAACAGCACGGCAUCAACAAAACACCAGCUGUGCAGCAGCAAAGGCUGUCUGUGUGGGAACAUUUCAGUUACUGCGCAGCUCGGAAUAAUAUGGGACAGAGAAUAAUACUAAUGGAAGGAAUCAGCCUGAGCUAAGUCACAGAUUGAAAUUCCCAUUCUCACACAGACAGGAAAUCUGUUGGGGAAUUAGAUGGACAGAUCAGUUGCCGGCAUCAUGAGCAGUUGGAAGGAGAGUUUUUCCCCCAACUUGGGUUGAUCCUCGCUGUAACAGUGUGAUGUCAGAGUUCAGAAAGGAGAUUAAAAUUAUCUCAUAAUAUAUCGGCUGUGAAAAUUAAUCAGAUACAGGAGCAGAAUGAGGUCGUUUGGCCCAUCGAGUCUGCUCCACCAUUUCAUUACAGCUGAUCCAUUUCCAUCUCAGCCGCACUUUCCUGCCUUCUCCCCAUAUCCCUUCCUGCCCUGACUAAUCAAGAAUCCAUCACCCUCUUCCCAAAAAUAGACCCAAUUACUUGGACUCCAGAGCAACUCAUAGCAGCAAAUCCCACAGAGUCACCACGCUCCGGUUAAAGAAAUUCCUCCUCAUCUCCAUUCUGAAAGAACAAAGCUCGAUUUUGAUGCUGCGUCCACUGGUUUUCGACUCCCCCACUCUUGUCAACAUACUCUCCACAUCCACUCUAUCGAGACUUUUCAAUGUUCGAUAGAUUUCAAUGAGGGCCCCAUUUUUCUGAACUCCAGUGAGUAGAGGCCCCGAGCCAUCAAAUGUUCUUCAUCAGACAAACCUUAUAAAUCCUGAAAUAUUUUUGUAAAUUUCCUUUGAACGCUCUGCAAUGUAAGUACAUCUGUUCUACUUAAGGGGCCUGAAUCUGCUCUCAACAGUCCAAGUGAGGCCACACUUUAUAAAUACUCAACAUCACAUCCUUGCUUUUAUAUUCUCCUACUCUUCAACAUUAUUUCCUCUCUAUUGAGAAAACAGUCUGCACUCUCAUUGCCUCUAACAAAGUGGAUGACCAUACACUUCUCUGAAUGAUGACUUUCACUCAUUGAUGUCUUUUGUAAAUCUUUUUUACAGGUUAGAAAUGACAAAAAUUGUGUACGGGAAUUUUAAACAGAACAACAUGUCAGUUUGCUGUCUCUGCCCAGAUAUUUAAGGAGUUACUAGAUACUUAACAAUGUACCACUGUUGAUCCUUGGAGAUGAAGAAUUUUGUCAUCACAGCUGGAAAAGUGCUUUGUGUCUGAAAUGAAGUUUUCUGUUGUAACUCACUGAAAUCCACUGGAACCGGGGAGCUGAGAACACACCAGCAUUUGUUCACUGGAGAUCAGUUCUUCAACUACAUUGAUUGUGCAAGGGGUUUACUACAUCUGAUAUUUGAUUUAUGAAUUGACAAAGAACUGUGGGAAGGGAUUCACUCUACACUCACUCAUCUCACCUGCAUGCACAACAGCGAGUUCACACUGAUAAGAUGUCGUUCACCUGCGCUGAUUGUGGGAAGGGAUUCCCUCGGUCAUCCAGCCUACUGACACACCAGCGAGUUCACACUGGUGAGAAGCCGUUCACCUGCUCAGACUGUGGGAAGGGAUUCACUCAGUCAUCGCAACUGCGGAGACACCAGUCACUUCACACUGGGGAGAAGCCAUUCGCCUGCUCAGACUGUGGGAAGGGAUUCACUUGGUCAUCUGAACUGAAGAUACAUCAGCGAACUCACACUGGGGAGAGGCCAUUCACCUGUUCAGACUGUGGGAAAGGGUUUAUUCGGUCAUCUCAACUGAAGGUACAUCAGCGAGUUCACACUGGGGAGAGGCCGUUCACCUGCUCAGUCUGUGGGAAAGGAUUCACUCAGUCUUCUGUACUGAAGGAACAUCAGCGAAUUCACACUGGGGAGAGACCGUUCAGCUGCUCAGUCUGUGGGAAAGGAUUCACUCAUUCAUCUGUACUGAAGGUGCAUCAGAGAAUUCACACUGGGGAGAGGCCGUUCACCUGCUCAGACUGUGGGAAGAAAUUCACUGACUCAUCCAGGCUACAGGCCCACCAGUGAGUUCAUACUGGAGAGA
Messenger RNA from Hypanus sabinus (Atlantic stingray), 2189 nucleotides. RefSeq names its product zinc finger protein 239-like. Gene Ontology annotation, cellular component: nucleus. Gene Ontology annotation, biological process: regulation of transcription by RNA polymerase II. Gene Ontology annotation, molecular function: RNA polymerase II cis-regulatory region sequence-specific DNA binding; DNA-binding transcription factor activity, RNA polymerase II-specific. Bases 1601 to 2173 code for a protein of 190 amino acids. The transcript has 2 exons. Lineage: Eukaryota; Metazoa; Chordata; Chondrichthyes; Myliobatiformes; Dasyatidae. The record is from RefSeq and is a predicted model, not a curated record.